Messenger RNA from Neltuma alba, 2074 nucleotides. Its product is annotated as indole-3-acetic acid-amido synthetase GH3.6-like. Gene Ontology annotation, cellular component: cytoplasm. Bases 53 to 1867 code for a protein of 604 amino acids. The transcript has 3 exons. Gene Ontology annotation, molecular function: indole-3-acetic acid amido synthetase activity. The record is from RefSeq and is a predicted model, not a curated record. NCBI's taxonomy places the organism in Eukaryota, Viridiplantae, Streptophyta, Magnoliopsida, Fabales, Fabaceae.
CAUUUCUUCUCCCCUCAAACUCUCUCUCUCUGAAACUCUCUCUCACGCCACCAUGCCUGAGGAUCCUUCAGACUCCAACCUCUCUGAGCUAAACAAAAAAGCUCUUCAGUUCAUUGAGGAUGUCACCUCCAACGCCGAUCUAAUCCAGAACAAGGUCCUCACCCAAAUUCUCUCCCAUAAUGCCAAUGUCGAGUACUUGCAGAGACACGGCCUCGAUGGCCGUACCGACCGCCAAACUUUCAAGAAACUUGUUCCCGUCAUCACCUACGACCAUAUCCAAUCCGACGUCAACCGCAUCGCCAAUGGCGACACCUCUCCUAUCCUUUCCUCCCAUCCCAUUUCUGAGUUCCUCACCAGCUCUGGGACGUCUGGAGGAGAGAGAAAGCUGAUGCCUACGGUUGAAGAAGAAGGAGAAAGAAGGAGUUCGCUUUAUAGCCUGUUGAUGCCUGUGAUGAGCCAGUUUGUGCCUGGCCUGGAAAAAGGCAAAGGAAUGUACUUGUACUUCAUAAAAUCUGAGGCCAAAACUCCCGGAGGCCUCUUGGCUCGUCCGGUUCUCACUAGUUAUUACAAAAGCUCUCAUUUUAAGAAUAGAUCACUUACCGAUCCCUACGCUAAUUAUACCAGUCCGAUUGAGACCAUCCUUUGUCCUGAUUCUUACCAAAGCAUGUACUCCCAAUUGCUCUUCGGUCUCUGCCAAAACGAUGUCGUCCUUCGGGUUGGUGCUGUUUUCGCGUCUGGCUUCAUUCGGGGAAUUCGUUUCCUCGAGAAACACUGGGCCCUUCUUUGCCAUGACAUUAGAACAGGAACACUUAACCCCCAGAUCACAGACAUUAGCGUGCGAGAUUCUGUCAUGAAGAUCCUGAAACCCGACCAGAAUCUCGCCGAUUUUAUCCAGUCUGAGUGUAGCAAAAAUUGUUGGCAGGGGAUCAUCCCCAGGUUGUGGCCCAACACUAAGUAUGUCGAUGUUAUUGUGACAGGGACAAUGUCACAGUACAUUCCCACACUGGAUUACUACACCAAUGGCCUCCCACUUGUGUGCACCAUGUACGCUUCCAGCGAGUGCUACUUCGGACUCAAUCUCAACCCUCUUUGCAAACCCAGUGAGGUCUCUUACACCCUCAUCCCAACCAUGGCCUACUUCGAAUUCCUUCCUGUUAACAGAAGCGAUGGACUCACCGAUUCUCUUCCUCACCCCACGUCUCACGAUGAACAAGAGUUAGUGGAUCUCGUCGAUGUUAAGCUUGGCCAAGAAUAUGAGCUCGUCGUCACAACCUUCGCCGGGUUAUAUAGGUACAAAGUGGGAGACGUGCUGAGAGUGGCUGGAUUCAAGAACAAGGCACCCCAGUUCAACUUCAUAUGCAGGAAGAACGUGGUUCUGAGCAUUGAUUCCGAUAAAACAGAUGAAGUUGAGCUUCAGUACGCAAUGAAGAAUGCUGUGACCCAUUUGGCUCCGUUUGAAGCUGCCUUGGCUGAGUACACUAGCUACGCAGAUACAAAGACAAUCCCAGGGCACUAUGUCUUGUACUGGGAGCUCAACCUCAAUGGGACAACUCCGAUUCCCGCGUCUGUGUACGAGGAUUGCUGUUUGACCAUUGAAGAAUCGCUCAACAGUGUGUACCGUCAAGGACGUGUGUCGGACAAAUCAAUUGGGCCACUUGAGGUUAAGAUUGUGGAACAGGGGACGUUUGAUAAACUCAUGGACUAUGCCAUUAGCUUAGGAGCAUCCAUCAACCAGUACAAAACUCCGAGGUGUGUCAAAUUUGCACCUGUUGUGGAGCUGUUGAACUCGAGGGUAGUGGCAAGCUACUUUAGCCCCAAAUGUCCGAAGUGGGUUCCGGGACACAAGCUAUGGAUCAAUCAGAAUUGAGGAUGUAAACAAGCCUAUCCGAUCUGUUCUUGUAAUGGGAAAAGUUGAUGACUUUUUUCUUUCAUUCCAUGUUAAAAGACGUCUUUAGCCCGCACUUUUUUUUUUCUUUUUUUCUUUUUUAAUCUUCUUCUUCAAGCUUUAGUGUUUGUGUUACAUUUGCAUUGUCCAGAACUUAGCCAUUGUAAAUAGCAGCAAGUUAUUGACUUU